Molecule: messenger RNA, 1687 nt
Organism: Amaranthus tricolor (Joseph's coat)
Lineage: Eukaryota; Viridiplantae; Streptophyta; Magnoliopsida; Caryophyllales; Amaranthaceae
Exons: 3
Coding region: 132-1259 (375 amino acids)
Cellular component (GO): ribonucleoprotein complex
Molecular function (GO): RNA binding
Source: RefSeq, a predicted model, not a curated record
AUUAACUUUGUUAGAACUUUUGAAGUGCUCAUACUCCCUAGAAAUACCCUAGACACAGAAAAACAGGGGGGUGGGGAAAGAGGGUUUUGAGAAGAAGAGCACGAACAAUUCAUCCCAGAAAAAAAAUUAAGAUGUACUACAACAGAGGAGGAGGAUAUGGGGAUUUUCCUGAUGGGCGUGAAAUGGCUCCAAAGCGACAACGGUUGAUGGACCAGGGUCCUUCUUAUUAUGGGGCUUCAGCAGGCUAUGGUGCCUCAACUGGCUAUGGAGCUUCACCUGGUUCGAGUUAUAUGUAUAAUCCAACUUCAUAUGCAGGAUAUGCCAACGAGCUUCCUCCAUUCCCUGUUGUUCGACUUCGUGGUCUACCCUUUGACUGUACUGAGGUAGAUAUUCAAGAGUUUCUUCGGGGUCUGGAUUUAGUUGAUAUUCUAUUCAUUCAUAAAGGUGGCCGCUUUUCCGGAGAAGCAUAUUGUGUUCUGGGCUAUCCUAUGCAGGUGGAAUUGGCCAUCCAGAGAAACAGGCAUAAUAUCGGUCGGAGAUAUGUAGAGGUAUUUCGAAGCAAGAGGCAUGAAUAUUAUAAGGCUAUUACAAGUGAAAUUUCUGAUGGUAGUAGCAAAUCUCCACGUAGAGGUUCUAGAGCAAAGUCUUAUGAUGAAGGGAAGGAAUUGUUGGAACACACAGGAAUAUUGAGGUUAAGAGGUUUGCCUUUUUCUGCAAGAAGAGAGGACAUCAAGAAAUUUUUCGACGAUUUUGAUCUUGCUGAUGAUGUUGUUCAUAUCACUUAUAAUUCUUCUGGUAGACCAUCUGGGGAAGCUUUUGUGAAGUUUUCCAGUCCGGAUGAGUCUAAAGCCGCUAUGGUUAAAGACAAAAUGACCCUUGGGAGUCGAUACAUUGAGCUGUUUCCUGCAUCGAAAGAAGAGAUGGACGAAGCAACUGCUAAAGGAAGAGCAAGUUCUCAAGAAGACUUAAACGAACCGGUGAAGCAUACGGGAAUCUUAAAGCUAAGAGGACUGCCCUUUUCAGCCACAAAGGAGGAUAUAAUAGAAUUCUUCAAUGGAUUUGUUGUAUCUGAAGAUUCAAUCAACAUUACGUUUAUGCCAGAUGGGAGGCCAACCGGUGAAGCAUUUGUCGAGUUCGCGAGUGCUGAAGAUUCAGAGGCCGCAAUGGAAAGGGACAGGAAGACCCUCGGAAGCCGCUACAUUGAGCUCUUUGCUUCAUCCCAGGAAGAACUAAACGAGGCGCUCUCAAAGGGACAGUGAUUCUUAUAGCUAUUUAACUUUUGGUAUAAGCUUCUUGCUAUAACUUCUUCAUGCCUUUUAGAUGUCUAUAAUCUACAUGUAAUCUUCCAGAGGUGCUUAAUACCGUUAAUCGGAUGUUUAGGGAUAUGGAUAUAGAACAUUUCAUACAAUUUAAGGUCUUAUCAUCAUGUGUCGGUUCUUGUUGGACUCCAAGUUUUGAUCUCGUUCGAAGCCAAAAAUGUUGCGUUAGAAUUGGAAUAAUCUGAGCAAAGGCACCCCUGAUCGUUAUAUCUCAAAAUACAGCAUCAACGCUUGUAAUCAUGCAUCUCGUAGCACGUUCGGAGUUUAGAUGAACGUGGGUUUGUUUAAAGACCGUAGUAAUUUGUAUUUUGUAUAAUGCAGUAAAAAUAAGUUAUUUAUACAUUGUUCUUGGUUUUCAGAAACCUAUU